Molecule: messenger RNA, 1353 nt
Organism: Ascoidea rubescens DSM 1968
Lineage: Eukaryota; Fungi; Ascomycota; Saccharomycetes; Ascoideales; Ascoideaceae
Product: adenosine deaminase
Exons: 1
Coding region: 43-1209 (388 amino acids)
Biological process (GO): adenine catabolic process; purine ribonucleoside monophosphate biosynthetic process; hypoxanthine salvage
Cellular component (GO): nucleus; cytosol
Molecular function (GO): adenine deaminase activity
Source: RefSeq, a predicted model, not a curated record
UUUUUAUUGAGUUAUAUAUUGAAUUACACGCCAGAAACUAUUAUGUCUGAAGCGAUAACCAUGGAAAAUUUUUUACGUGAAUUGCCAAAGUGCGAACACCAUUGCCAUCUAGAAGGAACUUUGACUACAGAAUUGUUGUUCAAGUUGGCUAAGAAAAAUCAUAUUGAGCUACCUGAUGACUACCCAAAGACCCCAGAGGAAUUGAAUGAAAAGUAUAGAAAGGUAUACACUGAUUUGGAUGAAUUUUUAAAGUAUUAUUAUACUGGGAUGGAGGUUCUAAUCACCGAAACAGAUUUCUACCAACUUACUUGGGAAUUAUUUUUAAAAAUUAACACACAAGAUGUUCAACACAUUGAAAUCUUUUUUGAUCCUCAAGGUCACUUAUCAAGAAAUAUUGAGUUUGAUGUUUUUAUGUCAGGUAUGAGCAGAGCUUGUGAAAAAGCGUUUAACGAACUUGGGAUUUCAUCAAAAUUGAUUAUGUGUUUUUUGAGAGACUUUUCAAAAGAAGAUGCGUUUAGGGCAAUUGAGCUAUCACGACCAUAUUUUCAAAAUGAUUUGAUUCACGGAAUAGGAUUAGACUCUUCUUCUGAGUCAGAGUUUCCUCCAUAUUUGUUUAGAGAAUGCUACAAAGAAAUUAAAAAAUCGUUUCCAAAAGUUGGAUUAACUGCUCAUGGCGGUGAAGAGCUAGGACCCGAAUCUAUUAUUGACUGCAUUAGAUAUUUGAAGGUGACUAGAAUUGAUCAUGGUAUCAAUGCCUAUAAAAAUUUGGAUUUAUUGAAAAAGUUAUCAAAAGACAAAAUAAUGCUAACGAUUUGCCCUAUCUCUGAAUUUAAAGUGCAAGAUAUCACUGAUUAUCGGCAAUUGCAUUUGGAAAAGUACCUUCAAUACAAUGUGCCAUUUAGUAUCAAUUCAGAUGAUCCUGUUUAUUUUGAUGGGUAUAUAUUGGAAAACUAUGUUAAAAUUCAAGAAUCUUAUAACUGGGAUAUGGCGACGUGGUGCAAGAUUGCUAGAAAUUCAAUUAACUGUUCAUGGAUAUCAGACGAACGAAAAAAUGAGUUACUAGCUAAUGUUAAUAAAGUCUACAUCAAAUAUGAAAGCAUUGCUUCCGGAUCAAAAGAGAGGGAAUCAGUUACGGUUGCCUUUGUCAAAUUAAUGUUUUUUUGUCUUUUCUUGAUUUUCUUUUUUUACAAAUUCAUUUUGAAUCAAUAACUAAAUAAACCUAAAUCAUUCUUUCUUCAAGCUAUAUAGCCGUUUUUAUAAAGCUUAAAUACACAACGAUAUGCAAAUAAUUGCAUAUCAUUGCAUAUAUACGCAAUUCAUAACGUUGUUUACAACGCAUCUAUACGUAUAUGC